AUGGCAGUUCCUAGUCAUAUAAUGCCUUGUGGAGUCUUCUUCAUGUUCUUUUUUUGGUCUAUUGUCAUCUCUACAAAUCAUGCAUGCAACAAAGCAGAUCACAACUCUCUUUGGUCAUCUUUUGAUGUACCUUCUUCUGCUUUAAACUGGUCUUCUAGUGAUUGUUGUCACUGGGAAGGCAUCACUUGUGACAAGGAUGGUAGGGUAACUCAUUUGUUGUUGCCCUCCAAACGGCUCCAAGGAAGCGUUUCUCACUCUCUUGGAAACCUCACGCAUCUUUCGCACCUCAAUCUCUCCCACAAUCAGCUUUCUGGUCUUCUGGAAGCUGGACUCAUUUUGUCCUUGAGUUUCCUUGAGAUUCUUGAUUUGAGCUACAACCUUCUCUCUGGUGAAGUGCCUCUGUUUCCGCCAUCCAGUUAUAUCCGAAUAGUGGAUUUAUCCAGCAAUCAAUUCAACGGAACAAUUCCUUCUUCAUUCCUCCAGCAUGCUGGUAAUUUGAGCAGUUUGAAUGUCAGCAAAAAUCAUAUUACUGGCCAAAUGCCAUCCUCUAUCUGUCUUUAUUCUUCUUUGGUUAGAGUCUUGGAUUUCUCCUAUUUUUUUUUUUACUGCUCAAUUCCUCUUGGUCUAGGGACCUGUUCGAAAUUGGAGGUCUUUCAUGCAGGUUUCAAUAAUCUCUCAGGGACCCUUCCUAGUGAUAUUUACAAUGCUCAGGCACUUGAAGAAAUUUCAUUACCUUCCAACAAGCUUUUUGGUCCCAUCAGUGACAGGAUUGUCAAUCUUACCAGCCUCACAAUCCUAGAGAUAUACUUUAAUCAGCUGACCGGCGUGCUCCCUCACCAUAUUGGGAAGCUCUCCAAAUUGAAACUCAUGCACCUUCAUUUCAACAAUCUACAAGGUUCUCUGCCCCCAUCUUUGAUGAAUUGCACAAACCUUGUAGAACUAAAUCUGGGAUUCAACCGUUUGGAAGGAAAUAUCACAAUGCUAAAUUUCUCCAAACUUGGUCAACUUAUUAAGCUUGAUCUGGUCAGUAAUCACUUCUCUGGUUUCAUGCCGGUAAGCCUUUACUCAUGCAAGUCCCUGAAAGCAAUUCGACUGAGCGGAAAUGAUCUAGAGGGACAAAUACAACCUGAGAUUGUCUCUUUAAAAUCCCUGUCCUUCCUCUCCCUUGGCAGGAACAGACUGACCAAUGUCACAGGGGCCAUAUAUAUAUUGAUGGGUUGCAAAAAUCUCAGGGUACUCACCCUUCCAAAUAGUUUUCUAGGCGAAGAACUACCUGAUGGUGAGGCUAUGGUUGGUUUGGGGUUUCAAAAUCUCCGUCUUCUUGGUUUAUCAGACUGCCAACUUACAGGUCAUAUACCUGUAUGGAUGUCAAAGCUCAAGAAACUGGAAGCCCUGGACCUGUCUACUAAUAGACUCACAGGCUUAAUACCUGGUUGGUUGGGGACUCUUCCUAGUCUUUUCUUUAUAAGCUUGAACAAUAACUCCCUUUCAGGUGAACUUCCAAAUGAGCUUUUCAGACUACAAGCACUGGUAUCAGAAAAACAUGCAACUCCAACAGACCAUGGUGAUGUUGAACUGCCUAUCUACACGCAACGCACGAAUCAAUCCAUUACUGCUUUGCAGUACAACUAUCUGUCCAACUUGCCAAGAGCAAUUUACAUCCGAAACAACAGUCUAAGUGGCAACAUACCGGUUGAGAUUGGCCAAUUGCAACACCUUCACGAGUUGGAUCUUAGCGUCAACAACCUCUUUGGCAGCAUUCCAGACCAGAUAUCUAACCUCACAAACUUGGAGAGAUUAGACCUCUCAAGAAACCAUCUGUCGGGCGCGAUCCCAUCUUCACUGUCAAAUCUUCAUUUCUUGGCUUCAUUUAGUGUUGCAUACAAUAAUCUGCAUGGACAAGUACCGUCAGGCACUCAGCUCCAAAGCUUCGAUGCCACUGCCUUUGAGGGUAACCCAGGACUUUGUGGUGCCCCGCUUCCGAAUGAGUGCCAAAAGUUGAACACAAAUAAUAAUAAAACUUCUAACGUGGAAGAUGUACAUGACAAUGCGAAUGGAAUUCCAUGGCUUCAUAUUUCAGUGGCUCUUGGUUUCAUUAUAGGAUUUUGGGGAGUUUGUGGCCCUUUAGCUUUGAGCAGGUCAUGGCGAUAUGCAUAUUUCGAAUUUCUGUCCAAUGUUAAAGAUCGCUUUCUGGGGUAG
This is a messenger RNA of Prunus avium (sweet cherry), 2199 nucleotides long. Lineage: Eukaryota; Viridiplantae; Streptophyta; Magnoliopsida; Rosales; Rosaceae. The record is from RefSeq and is a predicted model, not a curated record.